This is a messenger RNA of Mauremys reevesii (Reeves's turtle), 5876 nucleotides long. RefSeq names its product RAS protein activator like 1 (gene RASAL1). The coding region runs from base 418 to 2877 and encodes 819 amino acids. Lineage: Eukaryota; Metazoa; Chordata; Testudines; Geoemydidae. The record is from RefSeq and is a predicted model, not a curated record. Gene Ontology annotation, molecular function: GTPase activator activity. Gene Ontology annotation, biological process: cellular response to calcium ion; intracellular signal transduction; negative regulation of Ras protein signal transduction. The transcript is spliced from 21 exons.
CCCCGGGCAACCUGUGGCUGCAGACACGAGUCUGGCGCUGCCGGAGCUGUUCCCUGCGCCGCUGGCAGCAGCUCGCCCCGUCUGCCGCUGCUCGUGCAUGGGGCAGCGGAGGGGGCAGCCUGCUUGAGCUGCACACACAAGCCGCGUGGGAGCUUUGAACUGACACUGACACAGCGACGGGCGGCGGCGGCGCUGGCUGGUCGGUUUCACCUGCCUGCCUGGCGUUGCACGGGCAAGACACGUUUCUACGCGAGACUUGAUUUUUGUCUAGAGCAGAAGGGAGGCAGGAGCAGGGCGCCCCACCAGCCUCCCCCGGCGGGAGAGACAGAGGAGGCGAGCGAGCGCCCCGGCUCCGAGCCGAUGGUUCCGAGGGACGGUCAGCCCCGCCGCUGAGCACGGACCCGAGUUGGGCUGGGGAUGGCCCGGAACACGUCCCUGCAUUUCAGGGUGGUGGAAGGACGGAGCCUGCCUGCCAAGGAUGUGUCUGGCACCAGCGACCCCUACUGCAUUGUGAAAGUCGACAACGAGGUGGUAGCCAGGACCGCUACCGUGUGGAAGAACCUGAAUCCCUUCUGGGGGGAGGAGUACACCCUGCACCUGCCCAUGGGCUUCCACAGUCUCGCCUUCUACGUGCUGGAUGAGGACACCGUUGGACACGAUGAUGUCAUUGGCAAAAUAUCGCUCAGCAAAGAAUGGAUUUCGUCGUACCCGCGAGGGAUUGACAGCUGGAUCAACCUGACGCACGUGGACCCCAAUGAAGAGGUUCAGGGAGAGAUCUGCCUGGAGCUGAAGGUGCUGGAGGAGCCCCAGAAGAGGGCCCUGCACUGCCAUGUCAUUGAAGCCAGAGACCUGGCCCCGCGGGACAUCUCCGGCACCUCGGACCCCUUUGCGCGAGUGUCCUGGGAUGGCCACGCUUUGGAGACAGCUAUCAUUAAGAAGACUCGAUUCCCGCACUGGGAGGAGGUGCUGGAGUUUGACCUGGAGGAGGGGGUGCCCGGGAAGGAAUCCAAGGGGUCCCGUGUGAGCGUGGAGGUGUGGGACUGGGACAUGGUGGGGAAGAACGACUUCCUGGGACGGGUUGAGUUCUCUCUGGACGCCCUUCAGAGAUCCCCUGCCAAAGGCUGGUUCAGGCUCCUGCCCUUCCCCACCGCUGAGGAGGAUGCUGGAGGAAAGCUGGGGGCUCUGAGGCUGAAAGUCCGACUGGCUGAGGACAGGAUCCUGCCCUCCAUGUACUACCAGCCCCUGAUUGAGCUCCUGGUGGAAUCCAUCCUGUGCCCUGCCGAGGAGGAGGACGUCAGCCCGCUGGCCUUGCUGGAGGAGAUCAGCUCGGUGGAGAGCCGGCAGGACGUGGCCACGAAGCUGGUGAAGAUCUUCCUGGGACAGGGCCUGGCGGUGCCCUUCCUGGACUACCUCAACCUGCGGGAGGUGACCAAGACCACUGAUCCGAACACACUCUUCCGCUCCAACUCCCUGGCCUCCAAAUCCAUGGAGCAGUUUAUGAAGGUAGUUGGGAUGCCCUAUCUCCAUGAGGUCCUGAAGCCGAUCAUAAACCGGAUCUUUGAGGAAAAGAAGUACAUCGAGUUGGAUCCAUGUAAGAUUGAGCGGAACCGGACCAGGAGGAUUUCCUUCAAGGGCUCCCUGUCCGAGGCCCAGGUGCGGGAGAGCAGCCAGGAGCUCCUGAAGGGCUACCUGAGUGACAUCAUGGAGUCCAUCAUCGGCUCAGUGGAGAAGUGUCCCGCUAUCAUGAGGGUGGCCUUCAAGCAGCUGCACAAGCGGGUAGAGGAGCAGUUUCCAGAGGCGGAGCAUGAGGAUGUGAAGUACAUUGCCAUCAGUGGGUUCUUAUUCCUCCGCUUCUUCGCUCCUGCCAUCCUGACACCCAAGCUGUUCAACCUCCGCGACCAGCAUGCCGACACCCGGACCAGCCGCACACUUUUGCUACUGGCCAAGGCAGUGCAGAGCAUCGGCAACCUCGGCCUGCAGCUGGGGCAUGGCAAGGAGCAGUGGAUGGCUCCGCUGCACCCCUUCAUCCUUCCCAGCAUCGCCCGCGUCAAGGAUUUCCUGGACAAGCUCAUCGACGUGGACAGCGAGAGCGCGGGCAAGGCCCAGCCCCGGACGCUCUUCCACCCCUCGGUCACCAUCAAGGAGGGCUACCUGCACAAGCGCAAGGCCGAGGCGCUCCACCUGCUCCCGCGCUUCACCUUCAAGAAACGCUACUUCUGGCUGAGCAGCGAGACCCUCUCCUACGCCAGGUCCCCAGAGGGGCAGGUUCGCUCCUCCAUCCCCAUCCAGCGGAUCUGCGCCGUGGAGAGGGUGGACGAAAACGCCUUCCAGCAGCCACACAUGAUGCAGAUCAUAACGCAGGACAAGGAAGGGCAGCUGCGCACCAUGUACAUCCAGUGCAAGAAUGUGAACGAGUUGAACCAGUGGCUGUCGGCCAUCCGCAAGGCCAGCAUCUGCAAUGAGCGCAUGCUGCCCUCUUGCCACCCGGGUGCCUUCCGGGGCAACCGCUGGACCUGCUGCCUGCAGCCCGACCGCACAGUGCGUGGCUGCAGCCGGACUCACUCUGCCAUGACCCUGGGGGACUGGAGCGACCCCCUCGACCCGGAUGCCGAGACCCAGAUGGUGUACGGGCAGCUCUUGCUGGCGAGAGACAAGCUCAGGGAGAAGUACAUUGAGUGUUCCGAUGUGGGGCUGGCGCCGGAGCAGGAGAGGGGGCCUGGUACUCGUGCCCAGGGAGAGCAAGGCUGUUCCUGCCAGGCCCGCCAGAUGGCCGCUGCUGCCCGCCUGCUGAACGUCAUAGAAGACCUGGAGCGUGCCCACAGCGCCUUCGAGCGCCGGGAGAAGGAGGAGGCAGACAAUGACUCUCACCACCCCUGAGAAGCCUCCUCCCCCUUCCCCACCCCAACCCUCCCCGGCGCCUCGGUUGGACCGUGCCCACCCGACAAUGGUGCGCGGGAGUGGGCCCUGGUGCUGGGAGACACCGGCUCUGGGCUGGGAGUGGCGAUGGCAGUGGCCACGUGGCCACCCCACAGCUCAGGCCAGAGGUGGCCUAGCGCGUCCUGCUCUCCUGCCUCCCGGCGGCCUGCUGUAGCGCCCAAAUCAACCAUCAGAUGGCGCUUGAAACCCUCCAUGAACCACACCGUGUCCAGCACCAGCCAACCUCCUUGCUGUCCUUUUCCCUGUGGCACAGAGCCGGGAUCCGCAGCCUGGGCAGGUUAGCGGUGCCCGUGCCCCAGUGCCAUGCUCCUGCAGGCUGUACCUGACGUUGCCACGCAGGGCCUUCCCGCUGAACCUCAGUCCCUGUGCGCCGCCAGCCAGGGCCUGCUGUCCCGGUGUCCCAGAGGCGCGGGGGGGUGGCAAACAGCCUGCCCCUGGCUCCCACAGACAGCUCACCCCGCCCCCCAUCUGUGCCUUUCCCACCCCAUAUUCCAGCCUUCGUGGCCACUGGACAAGGGGAGGCGCUUCUGUGUCUGUAACUGAUGAAGGACUCAAGUGAGCCCCUAGCCAUGAUCCUUUGAACAAGAGCCGGGCUCUUGGGUGGAAUCGCGCGUGGGCCGGCCCGCGGCCCUGCAGCACUCCUGGCUGUGCAGCAGAAAGCUGUCCGGCCUGCAUGCCAACCUCCGCCAGCCUGUCUCUCUCCCCCAGUUCCACCUGCGCUGGCCCAUGGGCCAGCCACCGUGAACUCGGCUCUCCCCAGCACCUCCUGGUGGUGGCAAAUCUAAGCUCUGCCACUGGAGGGUUAAACUCCUCCAGCUCCCCAGGGGACGAUGGCUUGUGCCUAGAGCGCAGUGGGUGGGGAGCCCACCUGUGCUGUGCUCGGAGGAGGAACCCAGGGCCCUGCAUCUACUGGGUGCUCCUUUAAAUCACUCCAUCCAUGUGUGCACUGCGUGGCUAUCCGCACCGCCCCACUGGGCGCCCCACGGCCUGCCCUGCGUGCACAGGGCUGAGCGUAAAACCCAGCUGGGCGCCUCUUUGCUUGUGCCAAAGUCCUGCUCAGGAAGCGAAGGGGGCUACCCCAGGGACGUCUCGCCCAGAUCACCUGCGCAUGGUGGAGAAGCCUACAUCACUCGGAGUAACUCUGGUAAGAGGCCAGAACAGGGCAAAGAAACCAAGUUGAAGUAGGCUGGAUAAACAGACAGAUCCUGGAGCAAGGUGAGGUGGGAUGGGGCCAGAGGGGGGUGAGUGCGGCUGAAAUGUGAGCUCCCGAACCAGCCCCAAGCCCUGAUGAAUGUGAGACUGGCAGUGUGCCAGCAGAGAGCCCCCCCUCCCCUCUCCAGGGCAAAGCUCUGACCAAGGGGGCAGUGGUCCGCUCAGCUCGCUGCACCCCGUGGCUAGCAAAUGGGCAGCCUGUGGCUACGUGCACCCCGCCUGCAUGUGCCAUUGGGAACAGAGCCAGGGGGCCCCGGCUGGUGCCAAAUGGCCAGGCUGUGGUUGUCAAGGCCGGAGGCAGACAUCUUGCAGACUGGCUCACUGAUUAUCCCAGGGCAGGGGGGCUUUGGAGUUAACCUAGGGCCGUGGUUCUCCUUUGCGGACCCCUUUGGAAAGCAGUUGUCUGUAUAUAGAGCUGAACGCUGUUCAGUCAGUUUUCAGUCACAGUCUGUCACGGACCCUUUGCCAUCGCCCACGGACGCCCAGGGUCCACGGCCCACGGCCCUAGAUAUAUUUGCACACUCCACUCUGUCUCUUGUGCGUCUCUCUGUAUGUCACGCACACAAACUGUGUUAAAAGACCUGUAAUAAAGCUGCCAAGUGAAGCCCUCAAACAUUAAGACGCGCCGGCCGUAGGGAGGCCCAGGCACCCUGAAUUCAGCCCCCUGGGCCAGUCGUCCGUUCCAGGCGCACAUACGGUUGUUUUCCCCAGGGCCCUGUGCAGAGGAGGGGCCAUGCGCACUGAAGCAGCAGCUGGCCAGUCUGGUGUGUGCUCCUCAGCGCUGUGUGUGGUCCCAGCCGUUAGUUCCUGUUCUCCAUUCAGCCCCUCUCUGGAGCCGGAAUAGUUCCGUCCUGGGCGUUUUCCCGGCACUCAUGGCUGUAGAAUCAGGGCUUCACAAGCAUUAAUUCAUUUCUCUUCAGCUAAGUGGGUCCUGUGCUCCCUGCUUUACAGAAGGCAAACUCACACCCAAAGGUUAAAGUCAAAGGUGGCCACUAAUUUUAGGUGCCCAAUAUAGGUGCCAACCUCCCCUCUGCCUGGUGGGUGCUCGACCCCCCCGCCCCCGGCGCACCUCUUCCCGUCCCCAUUCCACCCCCUUCCCCCAAGUCCCUGCCCCUGCCCUGCCUCGUCUCCACCUCCUCCCCUGAGUGCGCCACCUCCCUGCUCCUUCCCUUCCUCCCAGAAAGUCCUACGCGCCACCAGACAGCUGCUAGGCAGCGGGGUGGGAAGCGCUGGGAGGGAUGGGGAGGCGAGGGGCUGCGGUGCGCUCGGGGGGAAAGGAGGUGAAGAGGGGAGAGCUUUGCUGCCGGUUGGUGUGGAGCACCCACUAAUCUUUCCCUGUGGGUGCUGCAGCCCUGGAGCACCCCCGGAGUCGGCGCCUAUGGUGCCCAAUAUGCGAGGCCUAGGACCUCAUUUUUCAGAGCACUCGCUACUAUCACACCCGAUAUGGCCAAAGCCCAGCGCCCACUGACUGCAGUUGCAGCUGUGAGUGCUCAGCACUGCUGCAAAUCCAACCCAGGGGCCAGCCUUUGCUCUGACUAAGGCAGGCGGCCUGUGGGAAGAAUAGUAUGUGAUCAUGGUAAAGACUGUACCUGAUGCCUACGCACGGGGCCACAGGCAUCCUUAAUUCUGGCAUUUCCUAACUUUUGAGCACUCAACGUUGGAACCUUAAUGUUGUAACGUAGUUUUUGGUGUGUAAUUUCCUAACUUUUUAAUAAAGCAAACUUCAA